Molecule: messenger RNA, 18295 nt
Organism: Diabrotica virgifera virgifera (western corn rootworm)
Lineage: Eukaryota; Metazoa; Arthropoda; Insecta; Coleoptera; Chrysomelidae
Gene: ssp6
Exons: 8
Coding region: 241-2172 (643 amino acids)
Molecular function (GO): protein binding
Source: RefSeq, a predicted model, not a curated record
CCUAGUCAUCAGAAACAACGCGGCAGGCGCACCGUUGCGUUGUGUCGAGGUGUCCCCACACAGACGCACUACGCCGUCCAACAUGGCCGCCAACGACGUCGAAAAACGACGUCCUGAAUAAUAAAAAUUGGAAACAGCUGUUUGUGUUGCAUCGCGAGUAUGGCGACCGAUGGAUGCAGUUUUACAGUGUUCGUGUUGUGCUAGGAAAUAAGUGAUUAGUUUUUUUGUUUUGGACAAGACAUGAGAAGGACACCGCAGAGUCAAUCACAGGGUCAAUUGGAAAAUAAUGAAGAAGAAUGUCCCAACACCUCGUCACCGUCUCAAAUCUUGGAAAGGGUUCAAUCAGAUAGGGUUACCGUUACAAAACCAGAAGAAGACAGACGACGUAGAACGAUAAUAGUAGAAAAGAAAAAUGGAUCUUUCGGAUUUACUCUCCAAAGCUACGGCAUCCACUAUAAGAAGGAGAAAGAAAUUGAAAUGAUCACUUAUGUGGAUUAUGUAGACUACGAUGGACCUGCCUAUAGAGCCGGAAUGAGGGAAGGAGACGUAAUUUUGUCCAUAAAUGGAACAGAUAUGGAAAAAGCCGAUCACAAAACACUAGUCACUUAUAUUAAGAAUUGUGAUAACAGAAUGAGGAUGGUGGUACUUUUUGAAGACUGCGUAAGAAAGGUUGAACUGCACAUGCGUUAUAUCCAGUUGCAAAGAAUUCUUCAAAACAAAAUGGAAGAGCUAGAACGUCUAUGCAUACGCGAACGUCAGCUGUUAGAAGGAAAAUGGAAAACACAUAGUCUUCCUGCAAGGAAAAAAGCCUCCCAAGCUAGUAAUGGUGGUCCACCGACUCCCACACAGACAACAUAUUCCUACUGCAGACCGACAGUAUCGACUGAAGACGUGGCAAAAGUUGCGCAGCAGCAGAAACAAGUUACCCCACCCUUAGCUUUUGCUUAUCAGUAUCUAGACUCGCGCUAUAGAUACAUUUUACAUCCUUCGACAAGUAGCAGUGGAGAAUACCUUCUAACCCUUGAGCAACCGCAUUACAAAGAUCAGCACAGUCUGAUUGUAAAAACGCCCUGUGAUCAAAAACAGACUCGAGCUAGUCAGACUCGUGUGGACAAACCAAAGAAACCUCCUGUUCUGUGUCAGCGCUAUGCUGGCCAGCUGUGCAACCCAUGCAUGCAAUCUGGAUCCAACAACGGAGACAACAAUAGCUUAGAUGCUUACGACUUAGCUAGUCCUUGUUGUGAUCCAAGGUGUGUUCCCACUGGUAGAAGAAGAUCACGAAGCCAAAAAGAACAAAGAAAAAGAGACUCCAAGACUGAGGAAACCCAAACUGAACCACAACAACCCAGAUCUCGACCACAUUCCCAAUCGUCACAAACCGGACCUGAGCCCCAAACUUUCACAGUUCCUAAACGAUACUUCCGUAUCGGAACAGGCCUAACAAGUCAGUGUAGUUUACAUUCCUGCACUUCGAGUGAAGUAAGCAAUAUUGUCCCGACAACUUUGGGGGGCGAGAGUUCUGCCAAUAGCUAUACUACGUCUCUCAGUACUGAUACCCUCUAUUGGGACGGAUCCUGUGAUACUACUUCUAGACAACUCAGCCUAAAAUCGAAACAUGACCAGCAGAGGUAUUCGCAACAACCUCAGCAAUAUGAGACUAUCUAUAUACAGUACAAUCAGGUUAAACCCAAAUCUUGGGACAACUUGGCAACUAAAGCAUUCGGAGGUUACGGUUUUGGUUAUGGAUAUCUAGACACCUCAUCCAAAUGCGGACAAAAAGCUGGCCGGGCCCAGCCCCCAACUAAAUGCCAAGGUACUCAAUAUAUUAAAAUGGAGAAGCAGCCAAUAGCUUGCAACAGCAAUGCUGUGCAGCUACAAUACACACCACAUUCCCAUCGAAGAUAUAUACAACCAACAAAAUCUACAGAAAGCCUUCUAUCCGUUCCAAAAUAUUCAUCGGAGGCUUUAUCGGACUCAAGUAUUUCUUGUGAGUGUUUGGAGAAUCCCUCUCCUGGUCCAGAGUCUUCAGAAAAUCGAUUCUUUCAAAGUCCUCGUCAAAGCAUUAUGAGUCCAACUGAUCCAAAUUUUGGAUACUAUAGUGCUAGAAGAACUUCUAGGAGCGACUAUACGAAAAGUGUGGUCACUACUAGCUCUGAAGCUACACGGCUGUAGUUGAUUUUAUACAAAUAUAUACUAGGUACAUUUUUGGUACACAAAUAUGUUAUAUAUUAGUAACAAGGGCAAGAAAAGAGGACAGCGAAAAAUAUUCUUAUUAGGAAUAUUAACAUUUAUAUGCUGAUUUACUAAAAGGUUCCAUUUUUAUAAUAAAUUAUCAUUUAUCUUGAAAAAAUAAACAUGUUUAGUUGAAAUAUUUCACUGGAAUGGGCGUAUAAGAACUGUUCUGUAAAUUCUUAGUAGUACACUAUUAUACUACUAUACAUUUUUUUAUUAAAAAAAUAGUGCAGGAUCGGGGCACAAAAAGUGUUAGUUUAUUAGCUGUACUCCAGAUCCGUGUAAGAGUUACAUUAAAAAGCUGUCAAUUUUGGAAGAGCUUCAUAUUAGGUAUAUCUUUAUGACCGAGAGAGUAAUAUAGCGUAAGUUUAACUAUAAUUUUAUACAUAAUUUACUCUCUCGGUCAUAAAGAUAGACAGUAAAGAUAGGCUAUUAAAAAAAGUAAACUGAGUAUACGUUGUGAGCUCGUACGUAGAGGGGACAUACAAAAGUUCGUGAGCGCCAGUAGUGAACUUUUUCUGGAAAUUUGACAUAAAUGUUAAAGUGAUUAAUUUAAAACAUUGAAGUUAAAAACAUUUAUAGGAAAAAAUAUUAGUUGGCCAAAGCUGUGGCAAAUAUUUUUACCUUAAACAUACUUACGUUUUAAAUACUGAAUUUAAGUUUUUUUUAACAAAAAUUAUAACAAACAGAUUAACAGGAAAGCUAGACGGAUACCAAUGUCGAGAUCAAUCUGGAUUCAGAAAGGGAUACAGCACAACAGACCACUUGCUAACAAUGAAAAUACUCAUUGAACGUGCUGAUGAGUACAUAAUACCGCUAUGUAUUGCUUUUGUGGAUUUUGGAAAGGCCUUUGAUAGUAUUGAACACUGGGCCAUACAAUCCUAGCUAAUAAAUGGAAGGAUCGACUAUAGAUACACAGAAAUGUUGAAAAACAUCUACGAAAAAGCACUACUACAACUAUCGGUUUACAGCGUUCUCCGACCCUUCCGACUCCUGACCGCCAUUCUUCUCUAAUUAACCAUAGACCUGGAGGGAUUUCUCUUUCCUCUAGUUCUUUUUCAAUUCCCUCCCUCCAGCUUCUUCUCGGCCUUCCUCUUUUUCUUCUCACUUGUGGUGUCCAUGCCAAAAUCUGUUUAGGGAUACUGUCAUCUGACAUUCUCUGUACAUGGCCGUACAUCUACGAAAAAGCAACAAUCACAAUAAAACAUCCACACCAAAACAUCAAAGCAAUAAAAAUAAAUAGAGGAAUUAGGCAAGGAGACACGGAGAGGUUUGUUUGUUGGACAAUUUGCUGAUGACCAAGCCAUCAUAGCUAAUGAUAAAGACGAUCUACAGUAUAUGGCAAAAAACUAAAGAAGGAAUAUGAACAGUGGGGCUUGGAAAUUAAUGUGGAAAAAACUAAAUACCUACCCAUAGGAGCUGAGUUAUCCAAUAUCUAACUAGAGGAUAAUGAAGAAGUAACAUCCUGUAGUAAAUACACGUACCUGGGAGUAAUCUUCGAUAGAAUGGGAAAAGACGAUGAGGAAAUAAAGAAAAGGGUAACACAAGCUAGAAGAACAAUUGGCUGCCAUGGAACAAAUGGAAUACUUUGGAGCUCCGAAAUAGGAAUACAGCGAAAAUACAAUAUCUAUGAAACACUUAUUAAAAGCAGCCUACUUUACGGAGCAGAAACUUGGAGAAUAACCGAGAAGAACAGGAAAAAAAUAGAAGCUGUAGAAAUGGAUGUGUUUAGAAGAUCGUUUAGAAGUAAGACGACGAAUUGGAAUAGAUGGUUACUUAACAACAGACAUUGAGAGGAAACAGUUGAUUUGGUAUGGUCAUGUUCAAAGAAUGGAAGACACAAGCUUGCCCAAAAAUAUUAUGCAGUGGGUACCACCAAACCGAAAAAAAAAAACGAGGAAGACUCAAAAAGACAUGGAUAGAAGGAAUAACCAAAGCAAUGAGUACAAGGGAUCUUAGAGAUGGCCAAUGAGAUGAUAGAAGGACGUGGAAGUUAGGCAUCGGACAACGUCGAAAGACGUUCUAAAACCGAUACAUACAUACAUACACAAUAUCACCAAUAUUAUUUACAUAAACACUAGAAGAUACAUUUAAAAAACUUGAAUGGCACAACAAAGGAAUCAACAUCAACGGACAACUGCUGAAUAACCUGAGAUAUGCGGAUGUCAUAGCAGUGAUAUAAGACAAUAUGAAAGAUCUUAAUGCAAUGAUGACACAAUUGGACAAGGAAGCAAACGAGAUAGGUUUAAAAAUGAAUUACACAAAAACUAAAUAUAUGACAAACGUAAAAGAGGGCAACGAAACCACGAAAAUAGGAACAAAUACAAUACAGAAAGUCAAGGAGUACAUAUACCUAGGGCAAAUAAAUAAACUGAGUAAAGAAAAUCAAACUGCAGAAAUAAAAAGGAGAAUAAGACUCGCACGGGUGACAUUUGGAAAAAUGAGCUAUAUCCAGAAAUAUGCCCAAUACUUCCGCACAAAAGUAUAUGAUCAAUGUGUCCUACCAGUACUAACAUCUGAAGCACAUACAUGGACCUUCACAAAAGAAAAUAUGGUAAAUAUGGCCAAGACUCAAAGGGAAAUGGAAAGGCAGAUGCUGAGUAUCAAGCUGUGAUAAAAAGAAAAAUACAUGGAUUAGAAAUAAAACCAAAGUGUAAGACGUAAACAAGCAUGCAGCUACUCUCAAAUGGAAAUUUGCAGGACACAACAGCAGACAAAGAGACGGAAGAUGGAAUGAACCGAUAACCCAUUGGAGACCUUGGGACCAUAAAAGAGGAAAGCAGAUCACAGAUGAGAUGGUCUGAUGACCUAAAAAGAUACGCAGGGACCACAUGGACAGGAUUACUACUGAACCGAGAAGGGUGGAAAAAUAAGGGAUAGGCCUACGUUCAACUUUGGACAAAUGAAGGGCAAUAUAUAAAUAGAGGAUUUUUUAAAUUAAUAUUUUAGCAGUUCAUUUGGAAUUUCAUUCUGUCCUAAGAUUAAUUAAGUUCCGAAGAGCUCAUUGUGUGUUCGGUUCGAUUUAAAUGUUCUCUGUUCAAUUUAAAUUAUUACACAGCCCAACAAAAAAAAAUUUUGUCUUGCUGCAGAAAAAAAAAAUCAACUAAAUAUUCUUACAUUUCUGUAUAUUCCACCACUAUAAUUGCAAUAUGUUUAUAAACAAACUUAACAAAUUCUAAGACAAAUGGGAAAAUGAACAAAAGGGCCUAUUUUGGUGUUCAUUUAGGAGAUCAAGAUAAAUCCUGAGCUCCACAUGUAGUGUGCAAAACUUGUAUUGAAAACUUGCGACAGUGGACGGAAGGACAACGAAAAUGUUUAAAUUUGGUUUUCCAACGGUAUGGAGGGAAUCAAAAAAUCAUUUUGACGAUUGCUAUUUCUGUCUUGUGAAUAUAAAGGGCAUUAAUCGUAACAAUCGACAUACGUCAACAUAUCCUAACCUGGAUUCAGCAAUGAGACCAAUUCCACAUCAGCUUGAGCAGAUACCCAUUCCAAUAUUUAGCAGGCUACCUAUGUUACCAGAGGAUAAUGCCGAAACGUUAUUUGACGAACUGCAGACUAAUAGAUUUGAGGAAGACGACAGUGAUUUUGAAAGGGAUUCAACACGUCCUGAGCUCUUUACUCAGGAAGAGCUAAGCGAUCUUAUCAGAAAUUGGAACCUUACAAAGGAUUCUUCCGAGCUGCUUACCUCCAGAUUAUAAGAAAAAAAUGUUCUUCACCCAGACACCAAAAUUACAUGCUACCGUAAUAGAGAUAAAAGACCUUUUGCUUUUUUUUCUCAGCAAGAUGAUAUGAUUUUUUAUAACAAUAUUAAAAGACUGGUAGAAAAAAUGGGUAUACACCAUAUCACUGGCGUCUUUUUAUCGACAGUUCCAAACGAAGUUUAAAGUGUGUCCUUCUACAUAAUGGCAACAAAUAUGGAAGUAUACCAAUUACCAAUUGGGCAUUAGAGUGGAAUAAAUGCUCAAAAAUUUUAACAAACACGGUUGUCAUACGAGUAUUAAAAUUCAUUACCUCCACAGCCACUUAGACCGUUUCCCAGAAAAUAUUCACCAAGAUAUCAAAACGAUGGAAGAGGGGUAUCAGGGAGAUGGGGCUAUCACAUGAUGGCGGAUUACUGCUGGAGUCUUCAAAGGGACCAUCCUUUUAAAGCCUUUGCAAAAAAAUCAUAUAAAAGGAAGUUUUUAAGUGACGCCGAAUAACACACUUUUGUUGCGACGCUGCCGGUUAGGUUAGAUGAAAAGUUAAGUUUUUUUGGCAGAUAUGUGUGAUGAUUUUUGUAAGUACAUUAUUGUGCAAUAAAUAUCUUACUUUUUAUUCGUAUUUGGUUUAUUUCGUGGGUAGCAGCACUACAUAAAUGUAGGUAGUGCUGAGUUAAAUUACCCUAUAUGUUGGAAAUGUGAUCUGUUGUCGUAUUUUCUGAAGACGAUCUGAUGGAACAAAUCUGGUGGCAUUUUUGGAUUCAGCAGACCCAAAUUACCUAGAAACAGUAAAAAAAAUUCCGGCAGCAAACUGUGUGUUUACCAGUGUUAUUUCUGGUGUGUUCAGCAAUUAAUGGUAAACAAUCAAUAAUAAAUGGUAAAUUCUAUUAUUGGCAUACUUAUUUCAGAACAAUUCUUAUAAAAUAGAGAGUCCAAUUGCUCCGAAUGGCAAGUAUAGUGUAGAUUUGGUGUUAAUAUCAGAUUUAGCGUUGAUAUAGGAAGCAUUUAAGGAAGAAAGAAUUAGAAAAGACACUUGAAGUUAAUAAUUAUACAAAACCUAACUCACAAAAAAAAUUUCUGGAGAGUCCCUUAAUGUCAAACGUCACCGUACACAUAUUAUGGAAAAUGUAAGUCACUAAAAUUCAAUAAAAUUUAUGUGAAUAGAUUCUUCUCGAAAUUAAAAUAAUUUCAUAUCAUUGCGUUCAGUCUGAAUUUUGAUUAAUAGGGAUGACUCCAUUAUGAGGAUGACUUUCAUGUGGAGGUGCGUCACUGGUCAUUGUUACGUAUUAUUUAUAAGAUAAGAGACUUUAAUACCUGCAGAAAGAUUUAUCCACUGCCGAAGCACAAAAUUUCUUUACUCGCUCGAACUCUUCUAAACACCAAUUUCAUUUUAUAUUGGUUUAUGUAAAUUUACACCGUUUUUAAUAAAAACUCAGAGUUGGUGCAAUAAUAUGAAAUUAUUGUAAUUUCGAGAAUCUAUCUAUUCGUUACAUUUUCCAUAAGAUGUAUGCGGUGUCCUUUGAAAACGUGGCUUUUUAAAUUGUUUAACUAGAUAUUGAAUAUUAUUUUAUUAUUUUUAUUGGUAAGGUACCUGUUUUACUAUAGUUAUGCGUUAUGCUACUGAUUAGCAUGAGUUUAUAAAAAUGCAUAUUUUUAUAUAAUUCUAUAUGGUGUGUACGAGUACAUCUGUGAUUAUAUACAUUUUGUCAUUUUCAUUUUAUUUCAUUUAAUAUUUUGCAUAUACUAAAGUUUUAAUUAAAGAGAACAUAACAUUACUUAUACCAUGAUUACUUAUAUUAUAAUUACAAAUAAAGGUGAAUAAUUUUAAUAGUAGGGGAGACUGGUACACAAUGACACAUUUUUUAGGAAAUGUGCUCUAACAUCGGAAUGCAAUCUUCGAAAAAAUCUCCAUUUAGAGUUUUGUUAUCUCUGUACAUUUGUCUAUAAAAUUUGAUAGUUAUUAUGAGUAAAGUAAAAAUAUUAACUUAGAAAUUUUCAGAAAUAUGCAAUACUGAAUUUGUUUCAAUGGGUACCACCGGUGGUACAGUUUGAAACAUAAGGUAGUACACAAUGAAACGUAUUAAAAGCAACGGUCAAAUACAAAAAAUAUUUAUUAUUUCUUCAAGUUAUCGUACAAUAAAAUUGUUAAACUCCAAACCAAAUCUAUAAUAGCAAGACAGUCGUUUGUUUUUUGUAUAUAUAGGUGCUGGCAAUAACAUAACAAAAUCAGAUUUCAAACCCAUAUGAAUAUCAGGAACAUCUGGAAAAUAAAAUGAAUAGGAAAUUUUCGUACUUCUUCUCAAAUAUGAAAUUUUAAAUUCAUGAGAGUUCACAAUUUCCAAAAUUUUGGCUACAUAAUGGAUGUUCUUCUCAAAUUUCACUAACACAAAAGAGUCUUUUAAAAUUUCAGUAUUUUCAGCAAUUGCGUGAGAUUCUAAGUCAUCCUUUUGUUCCUGCAUCAUAGGAGAACUUAAUUCAUCAUCUGAAGAGUCUGCCAACUCUAAACUUCCGGAAUCCGUUUCUGAAUCACUUUCACCUGACUUGAUCUUUUUUCUGGGAGAGUCAUUUUUACAGCCUUUUGUGCUUAAUAUUUCGUUUCACUUUCUUAACUGCUGCUAUUGUGGGGGUUUUCUUACCUUCAGUUUUAUAAGAAAGGUCUUUCAUUUCUGGUUUACUAGUUAAAAUGACACUUUUCCUUGAUUUCCGUCUACGAUUUGAAUUUUUUCUGUGUGGGGCCUUUGGAAUGUAUGUAUGUCGAAUGGGGUAAUAAAAGAACUUUUUGAUGUCGAAGGUAUUUCAAGAGUUGAGCUCGGUUCAGUUUCUUGGGUUGUAUUAGAUGAAGUAGAAACAGAAGCUAUAUUUUAUAUUUACUGAAGAUGAAGAUAGAGAUGCAUUUUCGUUAAAAAUUGCGUUAGCAAUUUCGUCUAAAUUGUAGAUGCGAAUAUCUUCAACAAUUGAUGGAUAUUUUACGUAUAUUUGUUCCAAAUUUAAGAAAAAUCUGUCAACAUUUGCUUUGUAAAUGAAGUACAGUGAACAUCCUUCUGGCCUUCUGAGGCUUAAUGAUGAAUUUCUUUUUAUAAAUGCCCUUAACCAAUCUUUGCUUGCACAUUUUCUGUUGGCCUUCCAAGAUUCUGGCAUAGUGAUAUUGUUUUUAGCAGCCGUUUCAUAUGCCAAUUCUCUGAAUUUUAGAGUAUUCAACCCAAAAGCCAUUUUGCUACAGUUCUUGAUAUAAUCACACAUCGACGUCUCAUGCUCUGUGUUAAAUACGAAUCUAACAGCAUAAUUUGGCUCCAUUUUUGCAUUUGGAUCAUUUUUCUUUUAGAAUAUAUCGCCUUAAUGUGCUAAAUUUAUGCCAAACAUAUCUGCCGCAACGCGAAGUGCAGUUCCAUUUUUUUUUAACCUCUGUGACUCUUCCCGUCAUUUGUUCACUUGUAAAUUUGGCUCUGGAUCUUUUUUUCUUCCUCCUUACCAUGGUACACCUGCAACAGAAUGCAAUUGUUAUAGAAUGAUUCAGUAUGGUACACAACGAAACAUGUGUCAUUGUGUACUACCACUAUAUGUUUCAAUGUGUACUACCACAGGUUUAAAGUUUCAGUUGGAUGUAAACAUAACACCUGGCAAUUUUUGGCAACGAUAUUUAUAGGUUAAGAGGCAUUCAUCACAAGUAUUAUAACGACAUACAUACGAAAAUUAAAACUAUUUAUUUAUAGACAACAUACCUUUUUAUAAACGCUCCAGUUUUUAAAUCUCAGGCACAAAAAACAAUAAAAUACGUCGUAUAAUGUUUACUACUCCGUAUAUCAAAACGAACUACUGUCGGCGGACACAAGACACAAUGCAUUAUGGAGUAUCCGUUGCAGCGCUAAUGGCAAUGUGGCGGCAAAGUUGAUUUAGUUAAUAACGGUGUUUCAUUGCGUACUAUGUGUCAAUGUGUACCACUCUCCCCUACACUAGAUAAGGAGCUAUGUACCAAAAAUCAAAAUCUCCAGGGGAGUCCAAAGUACACAAAAAUCAAAAAGGUUUUGAAUACAAAAAAAAAACAAAAUUAGAUCUUUGUUUAUGGUACCUACUGUAUUCAUCGACGGUUGGCAACAAUAUUAGCGAUGUAAUAAUAUCUUGUGCAGCUCGAAACAGUAAUGUUCAAGGUUCAAACCAGUCAAAUGUCUUAUAUUUUUUCAACCACUAAUAUUUGUAUUUUAUCAAUUCUCUGUUGCAUUCUACUUUACUUAUGAUUAUUAAUUUAAAAAAUUGCUCUUCUGUUUGUGAAGUUUUUUGUUUUAGAAAUCAACGCUUCUUCUAUUUGAGCUUAAUAAACGCAACAUAAAAUUAUUGUGGUUCAUGAUAUAUUUCUAAUUUUCUAAUUUUGUUAAAUACUGAGUUUGUUUGUUGUAUUCGAGAUCUAACAUCUCAAUCAGGAUCUUAGGCCGGUGUAUAGUGUACACAAGGAUGAAAAAAGGCUCCGUUGCUCAGAAUCGGAAGAGUUGUGCGGAUGGUUCAUAGGAUCAUUCUUAUUAGCUGAGAAAUAUACUUAAAAUUGGGGAAAAAGAGAAAAUAAAGGAGAUAAUAGCUACUAGAGCUAAAGCAGAAUUGAUUGAUGAAGAGAAAGAAGAAAACAAAUUAAAAACAAAUUUGCCAAAAACGGCGCCACCUUGUCCUUUCUCAGAGAGACAAAAAUAGUGCAGUCAUUGAAGCUUUUUAACUCAGAAAUUUUUUACUAUGAACUGAUUUACAUGAAAUUUUGGAAUUAGGCUUAUCCUACCCUUAACUCCUCCUCCUCCUCUAUCCUUUAUCCUUCGUAAGGAUGUGGUGACGUUAUGGUAUUUGACGAAUGGUUGCUAUCCGUUCUUCUCUCUCCUGGGCGCGGUGUGCUGCCUCAGACAGAGAGUAACCGGUGGCGCAUUUUAUUUGGUCUGACCAUCGGAGUGGCGAUCUUCCUCGAGUUCUUUUACCCUCUACCUUGCCUUCAACCACCAACCUCUCCAUGCCUUCUCUUCGUCUGGUAAUGUGUCCAAAGUACCUCAAUAUAUUUUGGUUGAUGAUGGUGGUAAGCCUUGUGUUGAUGUCGAGUUCUGAUAAUAUUGAGAUAUUUGUGCGAUGUGCUGUCCAGGGUAUGCGCAUCAUUCUACGGUAUACCCACAUUUCAAAGGCCAUUAUACGUCGUGAGUCGGACUUUUUAAUGGUCCAAGUUUCUGAAGCAUAGGAAGCGAUAGGAAAGAUAAGCGUCCGUACCAGGCGCAGUUUCGUGUUCCUGGUUAUGGCCGUAUCUUUCCAUAUUUUAGUGAGUUUGACCGUUGCUGAUCUGGCCAUUGUACGGCGUCGGCGUAUUUCUUCUUCGCAUCCACCAUUGUUUGUGAUAACAGAACCUAAGUAAUUAAAACGGCUUACCACUUCAAACCCCGCUACGUUUCGUAUUUCCGGCUGGUUAUUUCUAAUUCGAUCGAUUAUCAUUACCUUGGUCUUCUGUACAUUAAUUUUAAGUCCAUAUUCACGACUAAUAGUAUCUAGUCCGUACAUGAUGUAUUCAAGUUCAUUUGUUGAUGAUGCUAGUACUAAAGUGUCGUCAGCAUAGCGGAGAUUGCUGAUUUUUCGGCCUCCGACUGAUAUUCCUCCUAGCCAUCCGUCGAAUACAAUGCGCAUGAUGUGUUCGCUAUAUAUAUAUAUAUAUAUAUAUAUAUAUAUAUAUAUAUAUAUAUAUAUUGAAUAACGUGGGAGAGAUAAUACAUCCUUGACGAACACCGGCUUUUAGUUUAAAAUUAUCGGAAUAUGUGUUGUUGACUCUUACGUUUGCUGUGUUGUUGAUAUACAGUUGUUUCAGCAGGUAUAUUAGAUGUUCGGGGGUACCGAUGUCUCUCAGUAUUCCCCACAUUUUAUGCCACUUUACAUUAUCGAACGCUUUCGAGUAGUCGACGAAGCACAAAUAUGUUUCUAGAUUAAAUUCUCUAGAUUUUUCUAUAAUUUGUCUGAGAUUAAGAAUUUGUUCUCGUGUGCCUCUUCCAGGGACAAAUCCACAUUGGUCUUGUGAGAUCUGUGGUAAAAGUAUUGAUUUUAAUCUCUCGUUAAUUAUAGUUAGAAGGACUUUACUUGCGUGGGAGAUCAGGGCUACAGUGCGGUAGUUAUUACAAUCAGUUGGUGAGCCUUUCUUAUAAAUGGGUAUGAAAGUAAGAUUACACCAAUCAUCUGGCCAUUUUCCUGUGUUCCAGAUUUCAUUACACAGUUUGAACAUCACUUCAACACCUAUGUCUCCCAUUUCUUUAAGUGCUUCCGCCGUGAUUCCGUCUUCUCCUUGAGAUUUUCUAGUUUUCAAUUUUUUUAUUGCGGUUUCUAUUUCCGAUUUUAAAAUAUGUGGUUCCUUUUCGUCAUUUAUUUCUUCUGGAUUCACGUCUUCAUGGUCACUAUGAAACAGUAUUUCACAGUAUUGUUUCCAUGUCGCUGCUAUGCCCUCUGCAUUGGUGAUGAUCGUUCCCAAGUUAUCUUUAAUGACCUGCGUUUGUGGUUUAAACUCUUUAGUUAAGUAUUUCACUUUGGCAAACAGUUCUCUAGAUUCUUGACGGUCGGCGUGUUCUUCUAGUUGUUUGCAUAUUUCUUUAAUGUGAUUAUUUUUGUCUCUUCUACUUGAUGAUUUUAUGCGUCUGUUUACAUCUGCUAUCUUGUUUUCAGUUUCUGUUGGAUUUGCAGCGUUGUUUCUAAUAUUUCUUCGUUCUUCUACUUGGUUCAGUGUCUCAUCAGUCAUCCAGUGUUUUUCUUUCCGCUGGGUUUCUUUGGGAUUUGUAAUAUUUAUUGCGUCUAUAAUCCACGUCUUUGUAUGUUCCCAUGUUUGAUUGGGAUCGCCAGUAAUGUUUGGUGUGUUACUAUGUCUUAGUGUUUCUUUGUAUUUUCCAGGCUCUUUAGGAAUAUAUUUAAUUGUUCUAGUUGUUUAAAUUUUCUUACAAAAUUUGAUACGGAAUUCGGAUUGUAACAGUUUAUGGUCUGUUCCUCAAUCCGCCGCUGGUUUUGUCGUUACGUUUACUACCGAACUUUUCCAUCGUUUGCUGACAAGAAUAUAAUCUAUUUGAUUUUUAUAUCUUCCCCUGGUGAAGUCCAAGUUGAUAGUCUUCGCGGGUGAUGUUUAAACAUGGUGUUCAUGAUACUAAGUUCAGUGUCGAUGACAAAUUGUAAUAGCCUUUCUCCUCUCUCAUUUCGUUCGCCUAUUCCAAACCCACCAACUGUUCCUUUCAGCAGCUCUUCUGAUGUUGUUUUGCCUAUUUUUGCGUUCCAGUCACCCAAUAUUAUGACUGGCUCUUUUUUGGGUAUGUUAGCGAUGUUACUGUUUAUUAACUGGUACAUCUCUUCUACUUCUUCAUCUGUCCCGUCGCAUGUUGGCAUAUAUACUUGUAGUACAUGAACCUUUGUUGGCUGUACAUCAAGAGUAAUUUUAAUUAGGCGCUCAUUUAUUGGGAGACAUUCAGAUACACAUUUUGCGAGGUUCUUCCGUACCAGUAUUGCUACGCCAUUUUGACCAGUUUUAUUGGCUCCCGACAUGAAUAUUUUAUAGUAGUUGGAUUCCCAGUGUCCUUGGCCUUCCCAGUGUGUUUCUGAAACUCCACAUAUGUCUACUUUUUCUCUAAUAAGCUCUCGUUCUAAGAUAUGUAGUUUUCCUGGUUCUAGCAAACCUCGGACCUUAACUACAAAAGUGAUAUUGAACCCGAACUCCGUUUUCACCCUGGGGGUGGUUGCCACCCCUUUUCGGUGGUGGAAUUUUUUUUUCAAAAUAACCUCAGGUAUCGAUGGAAGACCCAAUUUUAAUCAAAAAAUGUUGUAUAUAGUUUUUUAAAAAACCCAAUACUUUUCAAGUUAUUGGCAAUUGAAAAUUCGGAAUUUUCUUACGAUUUUCAACAGUUUUUUGCAAAUAUCUCCAAAAAUAUGCAUUUUAACGAUAAUAUUUUACUGAACAAAAUUGUAGCAGGUAAAAUAAUGAACAAACUGGUUUUAUAAAGAGUGUUCUAGGUGCAAUAUUAAGCGAGAUAUUGAAGAUCAAAGCCGUUUUUAAUUUUGUGUGAAAUUUAAUCGAUGUAUUCAAUGUUAUCUAGCGGAGAGCGAAUAAAUUUUAUGCGUGCUAAUGAGAAAGGAUUUUGUAGUGCUUAAAAUAAACUUUAAAAUGAGCACUGUUAAAAGUCUUUUGUACGUAAAAUGAGUGAGCUGUAAUGAAAAAAAGAGGAGCAUCUAAUGUUUUUUUUAAAUCAAUAGAUUUCGUAAAUGCCAUUUGCACCAAAAUUAAAAUUAAUCGUAUUUCGUCUAGAAUAAACUUUAAUAUAAAGAGUUUGAUGGAUUCUAGCAGUUUCGCUGCUUUAAAACACAUAUUUUUUGAAAUAUUCACGAUUUUAAGAAAAAAAUUUUUUCGAAUUUUUAAAAAACCACCUUCUUUUCAUAAUAUCUCAAAAUUAAUUAAAGAUACGUAACAAAGUGUAAUAAUAAAAAAAUAGGUUUUUUUGACAAACAUUUUGGUUUGUUUGUUUUUCCUAUCACACAAAAAUUGACGAAGAUAUGAUUGAUUAAAGAGCGCGCGGUAGCGCAACCACAGUAUCUCUCGAGCCUUUUGACCCUUCACCGUUUCAAAAUAAAAGGCUUUUCACUACAUAUUAUAAUGAAAAAGGGUGUAGCUCGUUUAAUUACAUUUAAAAUGGUUUUUUAUAAGUUGUGAUAGCUUCAAAAUUAAAGUAGUUAUGGCCCAAAAACUAAAUCAUACAUAUUCAAUGUUUUAAUUUAGGGGUAGUUUUAAGGGUUAAAGAACUUAAGCAUAUGAUUUUCCAGCAUAGCUUUUUCGAGAACGUGGAACGAUAUUUAAAUCCUUUUUAGUUUAUCAAAAGAUAUUUUUUAUACAAUUUUUAAUCGAGGGGUUGAUUUUACGGGUUGAAAGGGGUUAACAAUUAAAUAAUUAAGAUAAAAAACGUAAAAUAUUAUUUACUCUAUAUUUAAGCCUUCUUGUCAAACCAAAUUAAUUUUUUGUAAAUUUUUUCUAUCUAGAGGUUGUUUUUAAGGGUUGAAAGGGUGUUAACAAUAUGAUAAUUAAUAUAUAGAACGUAAAAUAUCAUUUACUCUAUAUCUAAAUCUUUUUAUGUCAUACUAAAUUAAUUUUUUGUAAAUUUUUUCGAUUUAGUGGUUGUUUGCAAGGGUUGUACGGUUUUCAAGGUAAUGAAAAUGAGUUUAAGAUGAGGUUAUUGUGUUAGAAAACACUUCACAAUGUCACUCUUUAUUAUUAAACACGUUUUCUGGCGAUAAAAUGGCUCAAUGUCAAUUUUUUCCAUUAAGGGGUUGUUUUCACCCCUUAAAAAAACGGAGUUCGGUUCAAUAUCACUUUUGAAGUUAGGGGUAAGAUAAGCCUAAUUCCAAAAUCUCAUGUAAAUCGAUUCAUAGUAAAAAAUUUCGGAGGUAAAAUAGUUAUUUAUGAAACAGUUCGUAACGGAGCGAGUGCUAUACAUCGCGUAAGUUCGCAAAAAGUACUUCACGCACAGUUUCAUACAAUAUUUUAUCUAUGAUGAACAAAUAAAAAAAACUGUAACUCUUCGUCACUGGAAUUUAUUUCUAUUCUACAAUUUUUAGAACUUUGACAUUUAAAAACUGUAACUUCUUUCAAACCACAAAACAGUCAAAACUUUUGUCGUAAUUUAUUGCUUAUUAUGUCAUCACCAUGACAACGCGAAAGUUAAGGAUAUUUGACUAUAUGAAAGUGUGUCAAAAACAGUGCGAAAAAGUGAGUCCCAUUUAAAAUACAUUGUUACUUCACGCACACUUUAAACACUUCUCGUACUGACACUCACGUAUAAUGAUAGUUUUCACAAACUAAAACUUACACAUAAUAUGACAUAGAGUAGAUAAACCUAUUUUUUCUACGACCGUUUAAUAACAUGCUCAUUAUUCGCUAUUUUUGCAUAGAUAAUAGCACGCAUUACUGUACCCGUGAGUAAUAAUUCAUUACUCACGGGCUGAAGUUAGUCACGGGUCAUUACUCACGGGCUGAAGUUAGAUUCAAGUGGAGCAUGCCACUUUUAAUAUUAAUCGUAUAUAAACUACAAAUAAAAUUACUUAAACUUGUUUAUCUAAUACAUUAAUUAUUGUAAUUUAUAUCAAUAAUUAAUUUCGAAAAAUUUUUAAAGGAAUUUUAACUGUAACAACAUCAGUAUAUUUUUUCCGUUUAUAUCUUGUUUACUAAAAAUUUUGACGUUUAUCAUUUAUUUUAGUGACAGUGACAUUAGCGAAUUUUGUUUAUGUUAAUUGGAAUUUAUAAGUAGUAAUAUUGUGUUUUUUUUUACAAGCUCUAUUGUGUUAAAUAUGUUAUAACAUAUAAUGUAUAGUUAUAUUAUUAUAUUAUAUAUAGUUAAAUGUAAAUAUACAUUAUAAUUAUAUGAAUGAAAUACAUCCACCGACAACAGCCAUUUCCUAUUUAUUAGAUUCACUGACAGUAGGUACAAAUUUAAGCUUAUAAUUUUUCGGAAACGAAUAGAACUUAUAUUGACUAUUUCUAGUUGUAUUUUUACAAUAAAUAAGAAUUUGGUAAUAGUAGGCAACCAAUUAUUUUGCCACGUACUAGGGGUGAAUAGCAUUUAGGUAUUUUUGUAAAUUAUUAUAAUUUAAAUCUCGAGUAGUUGACAUUUAAAUUUUUUACUAAUUAAAAUAAAAAAGGCCGUAGAAAAAGUAUAGUAUUCUACUCGCAUGUAAUGGCUAUUACUCACUCUGAUGAAUUACGACACUCGCCUACGGCUCGUGACGCAAACUUCAUCAUCGUGAGUAAUAGCCAUCAUUACAUGCUCGUUGAAUAAUAUACUAUUACGCUUCAAUGACUGCACUAAAAUAAAACUCUUAAUAUCAAUACACAAAUAUAAACAAAUAACAAAUACUAAAUAACUGGGUGAAUGGGAAAAGAAAAGUAUUUUUGACUGCAUAAAAUAGUAAAAUUUUAAUUCUCAGCCGUGUAUAGUAUUUUUUUCUUUCAUUUGUUCCCUCCAAGGUAUCUUCAGUCUUCCUCGGACUCUCUGACUUCGUUCCCAAUAUGUACCUAUCCACACAUUAUCCUCUAUGUAUCGUACUGGCAAUAUUCUCAUGUUACAUCUUCUAGCUCAAGAGUCUUUCACUGCUUUCGUUUUUUAUUUUUAUUCCUAUUAUUUUUCUUAUUAUCUUUCUUUCAAUGAUUCUUAGUUUUUGUUCCUUAUUUUAUUCCUACUUUUUAGUGAUUUUUGCUAAAAGAAUGGUUAUUUCUGAAUCAUAUCUUAAUAUUCGUCGUAUUUUAGUUCCUUAAAUUUUCAUUUUUUUAUUUAGUUAGAGAAUCUUUUAUGUUACAAAAUAUAUUCGAUAUCAUUUUGUUAGUGGUGUAACUAGCUGUUGACGUAAGUAGUAUAAGAAGAUUGUCCGACUGAAUUAGAGAAUAUAGAAACUUAUUACUCUCACAACAAAACUUGCUGGUUCUCUACCCAUAAUGAUACAAGCAAAAUAUUAUAGAAUAUUUAUACAACGUUUGUAGCUCAAUUACAACAUAAAUAUGCAGAAUUUUUAUUAUUAAUCUCUUUUUAACUUUUUAUAGUGGAAAAAAAACUUUCUCAAGCUCUGUACUUUUGUGUUAACAGAUUAUAUGAAAAUAUGUUUUAAUAUUUUUAUCUUUUUGAAAUUGUUAUUGUCUUUAUAUUUUAUACAAAUCAUUUUCUGUGAAACAUAUCAAAAAGAAAGACAUGCGAAAAAAACUGUACGGUUUUAGUCUAUACGUUUCAAAUUUUAAUAUUGCCUCAAGAUAUAAACUUAAUAGCUCUCUGUUCGUCAACCAAAAAUCAUUCAAGAUUAUUAAGGUCAGAGGCCCACAUCAGCGUUGCUGAGACGCUGCUCAGCAGAAUAUGAGAAUAGUAAAUAACUGUCAGGAAUUUUCCAAAUGUUUGACUAUCCUAAUGUUUUGCCAACGCUAUGGGUUUUGUCUGACGUUAAGAAAUCUUGAAUGACGUAGGCGUACUUUUGUAGUAAAACACCAUACGUUGUUGUAAAAAACAAUAAUUCGGUUAAUUUUAUGUGUUUAUUAUUUCUUUUUAAAUAAUGACCUAUUUUUUACACUGAUUGGCUUUUAAUUUUUUUAAAACACUGAAGUACAACUGUACAGUUUUUUGUCACAUACUUGAAUUUUGUUCGCCUUUCUCAAAGUUUUGGGUGCACUGUAUUUAUAUAAUAAAUGCAGAAAUGACUAUCAAAUAGGAACGUAGUUGAAUGUUUGCAAAAGUUUAUAAGAGAAAAAAGACAGCUUCGCAUUAUCUAAUCUUCAAAAGUGUGUUUAUACUGCAUGUGAAGUACCUCUGUAUUUAUGUGUGCCUGUCACUAUUUAAAACUUUUGUUUUAAUAAAAACUUGUUGGUUAAU